Ciona intestinalis (vase tunicate) is the source of this 716-nucleotide messenger RNA. RefSeq names its product BET1 homolog. The record is from RefSeq and is a predicted model, not a curated record. NCBI's taxonomy places the organism in Eukaryota, Metazoa, Chordata, Ascidiacea, Phlebobranchia, Cionidae.
AUUUGCUCUCUUAUUAGAAAUCAGCUGAUUUUGUCAACAAUAAAUUUGGACACGUCAGUGUUUACAAAGUGUUAAUGCUUUUGAGAAAACCGUCUGAAGUGUGAAGAUUUUUAGGAAAAAAAACUUGAAUUCGAAGACUAGAUACCAACAACAUGCGAAGGUCAAAUGCUGGCGAGCAUUCCGUGUAUGAAGAGGAAAACCAGAGACUUGAAAGUGAACUCAGAAAUAAAGUUUCAGCUUUAAAAUCACUUUCAAUAAACAUUGGAGAGGAAGUUCGAGAUCAAAACAAACUUCUUUAUGGAAUGGAUGAUGAUAUGAACAAAGUAUCUGGUUUCCUUGGCUCAACUAUGAAGAGGUUAAAAGGAAUAUCACGUGGUGGAUAUGGAAGAUUAUAUUGCUAUUUAUUACUAUUUGUUCUUGCUGUGUUCUUUGUCAUGUAUUUGCUUAUUAGAUUGUCUUGAAACAGAAUGGUUUAUGACAUCAUAGGCUUGAAUUUCCCAAGAGCACCACUGUAGUUAUUCCAAAUAUAUGUUUGGUUAGCUUUGUGGAAGUCUGGUUUGUAUUAUAACAUACAAUGUAACAAUUCAAGUGCUUUUAACUGCCAACUGUUGUAUCUUAUGUCACUUGAGAAUGGUGAAGCCUUUAUUUAUAUGAGCGAAAGUUUUAGCAUUUCUAUGAAUGUGUUUCUAGUGUGCAAUAAAAACUGAAAAAAUCUA